This is a messenger RNA of Echinostoma caproni, 354 nucleotides long. The record is from the annotation of a GenBank genome assembly. Lineage: Eukaryota; Metazoa; Platyhelminthes; Trematoda; Plagiorchiida; Echinostomatidae.
AUGUUUUCUUAUCUAUUCAUCCAGUACGUGGAACGUGACAUUCGCGAGGCUCGACAAAUCUGGCGUCGUGCAUGCACGGUACACUUGCGCUACAAACCCACCAUCCACUGGCAUUGGGGCUGUUUCGAAGAUCGCUAUCCGUCGGAUCUGGACAAUCCUCCUACUCUACCGGUCCGCACAUGUUUGGAUAUUCUCACGGAGCUGGAAGCACGUUUAACCGAUAGCGCUUUGGUUUGUUGUCGACGUGCGGACGCAAUGCGACGCGCUGGAAAACCGGUUAGUUUCGUUGAGGGAGCUCUGUUUCACUCAUUGUGGUCAAUUUCAUAUUUUUUAUGCUCGUUGACAUGCAACUAG